AUGUUGUCUCACCUUGAUCUUGGCCACGAGACUGUUGUUCACAAUCUGCCAAUUGACCAUAUUAUUGACGCAACUCCUACCAUCAUUCAAGCAGUCACGCUGAUAACUCUUGUUGUUUACUCGUUCUGCGUUCGCAAGGCCGCUUACCUGAGCACAAAACGUGUGCGACUCUACGGACAUAUGCCGACUCAACCCGCAACUAUCCCAAGAUAUUCAACCUGCAAACACCGCAGUUUUCACUCCGAGUAUCGCAAAUAA
Penicillium manginii is the source of this 258-nucleotide messenger RNA. RefSeq lists its product as uncharacterized. The transcript has a single exon. NCBI's taxonomy places the organism in Eukaryota, Fungi, Ascomycota, Eurotiomycetes, Eurotiales, Aspergillaceae. The record is from RefSeq and is a predicted model, not a curated record. The coding region runs from base 1 to 258 and encodes 85 amino acids.